This is a messenger RNA of Oncorhynchus kisutch (coho salmon), 2143 nucleotides long. RefSeq names its product T-cell ecto-ADP-ribosyltransferase 2-like. Gene Ontology annotation, molecular function: NAD+-protein-arginine ADP-ribosyltransferase activity; NAD+ poly-ADP-ribosyltransferase activity. Bases 355 to 1254 code for a protein of 299 amino acids. The transcript is spliced from 4 exons. The record is from RefSeq and is a predicted model, not a curated record. NCBI's taxonomy places the organism in Eukaryota, Metazoa, Chordata, Actinopteri, Salmoniformes, Salmonidae.
GUGACAUACGUGAUUCGUGUAGAUCCGAUGAGAACGGUUUGGGGGUGGGUUUGGAUCACUAUUGACGAAGGCUCAUCCAAUCGUUACGUAACAGCAGAAUGCAGCGCAGCACAUUCCUGAAGAAAGAGGAGACAACCAACAUACUAGUUACAGCAUCAGCGCGCCUCUGGAAAGUCAGCUUGUCAGUCACAGCAGCGCGUCCCCUGAACGAUAACGAAGAGGUGACUUUAGGUGAAAAGCCUGACCACGGAGACCGGGGUGAGAAGGUGACGAAGCGUACUUCAUGAGCUGUAACCGAAAAACUUCUGGCUUUUGGAAAGUUUGAGAACACAUAAGGCAGCCAUUUCUGGGAAAAUGCAGGGCCAGAGAGAGAAGACAUUCAUAUUGAUCCUCGUUGCUGUGCUCUCUCACAGGGUGACUCAGGCAAAGGUAAUGGACAUGGUUCCUAAUGCCGUGGAUGACCAGUACACUCACUGUCGGGAGCAGAUGUUGAAGAAGGUUGUGGAAGGGGGUCUGCUGGAAGAAGAACUGAAAAACAGUAAAACGUAUAGUGAUGCCUGGGGGGCAAAGCAGUGUACAAAGUUACUCCCGGGAGGCGUCAAGCAACACACGGAUGCAUUAGUGGCUUAUGGACAUGGGGGAAAUGAGUUCAGAAAUAUGUUCAACCAAGCAGUGGAGACUCAGGGUGGGAAUGUCACUGUCUAUAACGGCAACUUCCAGUUCAAAUCCCUCCACUUCCUUCUAAUGGAUGCCAUGAGGCUUUUGAAGACUGAGAACUGCCAAACUGUGUUUCGUGGCUCAAGCAAAGAGUAUGAGGCACAAGUAGGGUCAGAAGUGCGAUUUGGGAGGUUUACCACAACCAAGGCCAAGCGUUCCGAUGCGGAGGAAUCUGCUUCAGACAAUGGGAUCCUUUUCAACAUUAUUUCCUGCACUGUAGUCAACAUUGAUGAGUACACUUGCUUCUCAGACAGCAUUGAUCAGCUGAUAUCCCCAGCAGAGGUGUUUAGGGUGGCUGAGGUAAAGAAUGUAAGAAAUAAAGAUCACGAGUACAGAGAGAUCGUUUUGACAAGUUCAAGGACUCACAGCAUUGACAGCAUCCGCGACUGUUACCUCUUUCCCAGAUCUCCUACAAGUACGAGUCCUCCAUCAAUCACCCCCAAAGGCUCCUCUACUCAAUGGCUUGGCAGUAGCCUGUCUGUUCUUGUGGUUGUAUCUCUCUCUAUCUCCCUGAUCACCAGGACUGAUGAUCUCUGAUAAAUUAAAGUGUUGAGUGCUAAUAGAUGCGGUAAAGAAGUCAAUGGAAUGCAGACCGUGGGGGAUAGAAGGACGCACAUUCAACCAAUCUGAUUUAACAAAAUAGAUAUUUGUCAAAUUCUCAUGUUUUAUGUAUUGUAACAUGCCCAUAAUGUGCUUACUAAAGUUUGAUUUGGAUAUAUCUGUCUGUUUUCACGGCAUAACAUUUAGAAGUAGUCCCUUUUCAGGUUUAGUAGAAGUGACUGCUAAAGGCUAACUCCCAUUUGUAUUGACUGGUAGCAUAGCUAGCAUAGAGAAGUCGAUGGUGGUAGUCGUUUUUUUAACUGUAAUGCAGUUUCUUGGUGAUGAUGACAUCAACAUGUAUUCGGGUUGACAUCCAUACCAGCAUUAUUCUCAGAUUUUUACCUCAAGAUGGUGUGAAAAACACAUAAACAAUAGCCUAAAUGUAGGCUAAUUUUGCUGGUGGCCAUUGAGAUUCUGGAUCUUUCCCCCCACAACAUCUUUCCCCCAUGCGAUGCGUUUCCAUGGCAUUUCCAUUGUUUUGGUUGAGAUCCAAUGACCUCUUCACUGCUUCUAUUGAAAAUGACAAACACACACAAUUGCAUGUAUGUAAUAUCAGUGCACACAGAUAUUCAUCAAAUGUGACAAAGCGCCAACCUUUCAAACCCCUCUUAGCAUAAUGAUAUUCUCUUGAAAAAUGUAUUUCUUUGCAUUUUAUUGUUUUUGUAAAAAAAAUAUAUAUAUAUCAUGGCACGUUUUAAACAAUAUGUUACGCAUUUAGCAAAUAUUUUGGUAUCACAACAAUUGACUGUGGGUGGGUCCAGUUUUCAUAGAUGUAAUUUAAUUUUCCUCUUGUUUUGUUAUCGAAUAAAGAAACAAGUUGAGCAUU